Messenger RNA from Pieris macdunnoughi, 702 nucleotides. The record is from the annotation of a GenBank genome assembly. NCBI's taxonomy places the organism in Eukaryota, Metazoa, Arthropoda, Insecta, Lepidoptera, Pieridae.
AUGGCGGUUCGGGCAGCUCGCUGCUACCGGACUGUCUCAUUCGAGGCGGCGUGCCUGUUGGCGGGGACCCCGCCCUGGGAGUUGGAGGCGGUGGCCCUAGGCGCUCUGUAUCGUCUCAAGGGUGAGACGAGGGCAGAUGGCCGAUGGGCCGAACUGGUCGGACCGGCGAGGAGGCAAGCCAGGGAGGACACCUUUGAUAGGUGGGCCUAUGAUCUGGCUAUGCCUAGGGCGGGAGUACGAACAGUGGAGGCGAUUCGCCCAUUCUUACGGGAAUGGGUAAAUCGUCCGAGUGGAGCUGUGUCCUUUCGGAUGGCGCAGAUGCUGUCCGGGCAUGGGUGCUUUGGACGGUUUCUGCACAAGGUGGCGGGACGGGAAACCUAUCCCAUCUGCCACCAUUGUGGCGCCCCAGAGGACACGGCGGAGCACACCCUGGCUGAAUGUGCCACUUGGUCGAGGCAACGCCACGACCUAGUGUCGGUCAUCGGGAUGGACCUCUCGCUACCGAGCGUUGUUGCAGCAAUGCUUGGUAGCCAGGAGGCAUGGCGUGCGGUAGCUUUCUUCUGUGAGCGCGUUUUGCUGCAGAAGGAGGCUGCUGAGCGUCAGCGGGAGGUGCGUGGCGAUGGCCGAAGGGGUUGUGCUCGGCGGCGGCGAGGCGUGGGCGCGGGGGCUAUGCCCAACAGCGUCCCACUGCGCCGUCGUUGA